AUGGUUGAGUGCAACUCAAGGUAUGAAAUGUACAAUACAUUAAAUCUCCACAGCGCCUAUCAUCAGAUACCAAUUAAGGAAGAAGAGAGUCAUUUUACAACUUUCGAAGCCAGAGGCAACUUGUACCAUUUUAAGCAUAUUCCCUUCGAGGUCACCAAUGGAGUUAUUUGUUUUCAACGCAUCAUGGACAAUAUGAUUAGAGAAGAGAAGAUCAAGAAUACGUUUGCAUACUUGGAUAAUAUUACCAUUUGUGGAGAGAAUCAAGAAGACCAUGACAAAAAUCUCACUCACUUCCUUGACUGUGCUAAGAAGUAUAACAUAACCUUCAAUGAAAAGAAGAGCAUUAUCGUAAAAGUGAAAAAUGCCUUUGAGUAUCUGAAAGUAGAAAUCACAAAAGUAAUUGUUGUGACUAUUAACCCGACUCAGCCCCUAAUGGUUGAGACAGAUGCCUCAGACAUAGCUGUCGCAGCAACUCUUAAUCAAUGUGGAAAACCCGUUGCCUUUUUCUCAAGAUCACUGAGUCCAAGAAUCUCUAGAAUGUUUCACUUUGAAAAAUCUAAAAACUUACCUUUCUCCAUCGAAGUGAAGCAAAUGACUGCAAACUGUAACGUCUGCCGUGAACUCAAACCUUCUUUUUACCAACAUUCUGACUCUCGUUUGAUAAAAGCAACACGACCUUUUGAGAGACUCAGUGUUGACUUUAAAGGAUCUUUGCCUUCUAAUUCUCACAAGUAUCUUAUUACUGCCAUUGAUGAAUACUCUUGCUUCCCUUGUCCCGACAUGAGUGCUUCAACUAUCGAAAAAUGUUUUUGUAAGUUUUUCUCCUUCUUUGGUAUGCACUUCUCAAUUCAUUCUGACAGGAGGACAAGGUUCAUGUCCAAUGAACUGAAAUUAUUUUUACAUAGCAAGGGAAUUGCUACGAGUAGAACUACGACAUUUAACUCCAGAGAAAAUGGUCAGGAUGGAAGAGAAACUACAGUGUCUCUAAGUCAGUUAGCUCCACCCAAAGGAAAGGACCCGGCAGACCUUCAUGCUCAAGAGCCAGCCCUUAUCUCGCAGCAGCCCCCGGAUCAGCCACACCUGCGUAAAGACAUGAGUACCCCUCACGCAAGACUUACUAACACUUGUGAACAAUAUGAACAUUCUCCUCUUGUGAAGGGAGCUGUCGAUCAAACCCAAGACAUACUUGCACUACCUGAUGAAGCACAUGAUGUGAAGUCUUCUGUUGACUAUAACACUAACCAAAAUGAAUCCCCAAACUCCAAUACUAACGCUAAUCAUUCCACUAAUUCGCCAUCACACCGUCACCACACGUUCUUUAUCAGAACCAGGCCUUGCAACUUGCGUAAUAGAGAAGCCUAG
Octopus bimaculoides (California two-spot octopus) is the source of this 1362-nucleotide messenger RNA. RefSeq lists its product as uncharacterized. Lineage: Eukaryota; Metazoa; Mollusca; Cephalopoda; Octopoda; Octopodidae. Gene Ontology annotation, biological process: DNA integration. The record is from RefSeq and is a predicted model, not a curated record. Gene Ontology annotation, molecular function: nucleic acid binding.